AUGGCCCUCUUUGGCAAGAAAAAGGAGGACGAAAAUGUCACCACUCUCCAAGUCAGCGAUGCUAUUUCCGACGACGAUUUCGGAAAUGAUCUCAAGAACCAGGACUUCGAUCCCUAUGUCCAGAGCGACGAAAACGAUCCUGAAAACGGUAAAAAGAAAGGCAGACACACAUUCUACGGUGGAAAAGAUCACGUCUUUAGAGACCCUGAAGUCGUCGCACACUACAAACAAAUUUACGAAAAAGCUACUUAUGAAGGUCGCAACCACUUUGAUCCCGACUUCACUUGGACCCCUGAGCAGGAGCGCAAACUUCUUUGGAAAAUUGAACUCAGAGCCUGCUUUUGGGCCUGUGUAAUGUUUUUUGGUCUUCAGUUGGAUCGUGGUAACAUUGGUCAAGCUCUUUCUGAUGGUAUGCUUAAGGAUCUUAAGCUUACAACAAACCAUUAUAACACUGGUAUGACUAUCUUCUACGUUACUUUCCUUGCUGCUGAACUUCCGUCUCAGCUGAUUUCUAAAAAGAUUGGUCCUGAUCGCUGGAUUCCUACUCAAAUCACUAUCUGGUCAAUUGUCUCUAUCUGUCAAUGUAAAAUCUCUGGUAAAAGUUCUUUCUAUGCUACUCGUGCUCUUCUUGGUCUUCUUCAAGGUGGUUUUAUUGCUGAUACUGUCUCUUGGUUGUCCUACUUCUACACUGGUUCAGAGCUUCCCGUUAGAUUGAGUUUCUUCUGGACUACUUUAACCCUUACCCAAAUUGGUUCUUCCCUUUUGGCAUUUGCUAUCCUUCGUAUGAGAGGCAUUGGCGGCUGGGCCGGCUGGAGAUGGAUGUUCCUUUUAGAAGGUCUCGUCACUCUCAUUAUUGGUCUCCUUUCUUAUAUUCAACUUCCUCCUUCCCCUGUUCAGACUAAAGCUUGGUUCAGACCCAAAGGCUGGUUCACUGAGUUUGAAGAAAAGCUUAUUGUCAAUCGUGUUCUCCGUGAUGAUCCCUCCAAGGGCGAUAUGCAUAACCGCCAGGCUGUCACUCCUAAGCAACUUUUGAGAUCUAUCUUGGAUUACGAUCUUUGGCCUCUUUAUCUUAUUGGCUUGGUCGCUUAUAUCUCUACUGGUACCGUCAGCGCAUAUUUGACACUUACCCUCAAACAACUUGGUUUCAGUACCUUCAACACUAACUUGUUAACCAUUCCUCCUAAUGUUGCCCACAUUGUUCUUCUUCUUCUUCAAACUUGGGCUACUGAGUACUUUAACGAAAGAUCGCUUAUUGCAACUCUUCAACCCCUUUGGAUUAUUCCUUGUGCCGGUGUCUUAGCUUUUUGGAAAGAUUCUUUGAAGAACGUUUGGGGUACUUAUGCGGUAUUGGUUGUUUACCUCUGUGGUCCUUACAUUCACGCUAUUUUAGUCGGUUGGUGCUCUAGAAACUCAAAUACUGUUAGAACCAGAACUGUUUCUGCUGCUAUUUACAAUAUGUUUGUGCAAGCAGGUAGUAUUAUCUCGUCCAACAUUUAUAGAAAGAGUGAUGCUCCUUACUACCGCAAGGGUAACAGAGUUCUAUUUGCAUUGGCAAUUGUUUCUUUAGUAAUCUUGCUUUGUACUAAGGUUUAUUAUGUCUGGAGAAACUCUUCUCGUGAUAAAAUUUGGAAUGCCAUGACGCGUGAAGAGCAACUUGAGUACCGCCGUACCACCAAGGACCAGGGUAACAAGAGAUUGGACUUUAGAUUUGCCCAUUAA
Magnusiomyces paraingens is the source of this 1719-nucleotide messenger RNA. RefSeq lists its product as uncharacterized. The transcript has a single exon. Gene Ontology annotation, molecular function: transmembrane transporter activity. The record is from RefSeq and is a predicted model, not a curated record. Bases 1 to 1719 code for a protein of 572 amino acids. Gene Ontology annotation, biological process: transmembrane transport. NCBI's taxonomy places the organism in Eukaryota, Fungi, Ascomycota, Dipodascomycetes, Dipodascales, Dipodascaceae. Gene Ontology annotation, cellular component: membrane.